AUGGUUACUAAUGAAUCAGAAUUUCGUGUUAAAGUAGCCGUUCGUGUUCGACCAUUUUUACAACGAGAAAAAAAUCACGAACAAAAAAGUUGUGUUGCAAUUCAUCCUCAAACAAAUCAAAUUGUUAUUGGUGAUCGAAGAACUUUUAAAUAUGAUUUUGUUUUUGGACCAAAAACUCAACAGGAUGACUUAUUUCAAACAUGUGUUGAACCGAUGCUUAGUAAUGUUUUUGAUGGAUAUAAUGUAACAAUAUUUGCCUAUGGUCAAACUGGUUCAGGAAAAACUUUUACUAUGACAGGUGGAAAUAUUGUAUCAAUUGGAGAAAAAGAAUAUGGAAUUAUACCACGUGCUGUUCAAAUAAUAUUUGAUACACUUCAAAAUCGAAAAGAUUGUCGUAUUAGUAUUUCAGCAUCAUAUUUAGAAAUUUAUAAAGAUGAUAUUAUUGACUUACUUGAUGUUAAUGAUAAAGUUUUGGAUGUUCGAGAUGAUGCUGUUGGAAAUACUAUUGUUAUUGGAGCCAGUGAACAUAAAUGUCAUUCAAUUGAUGAUGUUGUUAAUUUAUUAAAAAAAGGUUCAGCUGUUCGACAUACAGGUGCAACACAAAUGAAUGAUGAAUCAUCUAGAUCACAUGCAAUUUUUACUCUAUAUAUCGAGCAACAUCUUCGUGAUAAAAAUUCGAAUUCAACAAUUGUACAAGCAUCUUAUGAUGGUAUGAUGCAACCAUUAAAAUCAACAUUUGAUGAAAGUUAUCUAUCUGCUAAACUUCAUUUUGUUGAUUUGGCUGGUUCAGAACGUGUAGCACGUACACAUAAUACAGGUGAACGUUUUCAAGAAUCCAUUCGUAUUAAUUCUGGUUUAUUGGCUUUGGGCAAUGUUGUUAGUGCAUUAUCUGAUCCAAAAAAACGUGCAGGUGGUCAUAUUCCUUAUCGUGAUUCAAAAAUCACUCGUUUACUUAAAGAUUCACUUGGUGGAAAUGCUAAAACAUUGAUGAUAACAUGUGUUAGUCCCUGUAUUGUUGAUCUAGAUGAAUCUCUUAAUGCACUUAAAUAUGCUCAUCGAGCAAGUCAAAUCCGUAAUAAACCUAUUAAAAAUGUUGAUCCUAAUGCACAACGUUUUAUUGAAAUGCAAAGCGAAAUCACCUAUUUACGUGAAGAAUUAGAACGACAACGUACCAUGUUUUCUCGUAAUGGGCAAUCAGUUAAUACACGACGUUCGAAUAUAACACCUAGUAGUAAUGAUCAUUCACGUCGUUUAAUUCAAACAGCUUAUACAUGUUUUCAACAAUUAAAUGAAUGUAAUGAAUUAAAUGAUGAACAAAAACAAUGGAUACAAACAUGGAUGGAAGCUGUAACUGAUGAAAAUAUCGAAGGUUUUUACAAUGAUAUUUAUACAUGUCGAGUAACAAAUUUAGAAACUGCUUUACAUACAACUCGAGAUGAAUUACAGUCAGAAUCUCAAAUGCGUAUUAAUCGGGAAAUGAUGCUUGAAAAAUUACAAGAAGAACUUAAAGCUAAAGAAGAUGAAUUAAAUAGAAUACGUAUGACAUUGGAUGAAGCAAAUUAUCAUCGAAAACAACAAACUGAACAACAGGAUCAACGUCAUUCAACAAAUUCUUAUCAAAUAAAUCAAUCAACAGCAAAAAACGCCUUAUAUGAUCGGAUAAAAUCAGCACCUCACUUUGGUGGUAUACAACGAAAAGAUCAAUCAAUACAACCACGAAAUAUUCAUUCUAGUCCAGCUGCAUUUGAUAUGGAAUACGUUGUAGAAAGAUUUCAUGGACGAUCAUUGGCUUUAGCACAUUCAUUAGAAGAAAUUGAAGAACUUGAUUUAAAAAAUAGUGAUGAUACAUUAACAGAAGAAAAAAAAUUUAUUCGACAUGGUACAUAUCGUGUUCGUAAAAAUCGAGUAAUACCAAGUAUUUUACAACGAGAUGAAACAAUUCAAUCGUUGGCUCAAUCUACCAUGAAUAAACAAAAAUUAAUUGAUGAAGCAACACGUAAAGUAAAAGAAGCUGAAAGUAAAGCACAAGAUCUUAGUAUUAACAUUCAACUUAAAGAACAAUUAAUUAAAAGUGUUUAUGCAUCAACUAACAAUGUUAAAGAAACAAAUGAACAAUAUGAAAAACAUAUUAAAAUGCUGGAAAAAGAAAUGGAAAAAGCUAAACAUGAAUAUCAAGAUUUACAAAAAACAAUGCAACAAGUAGCAAGUAAAAACGUAAAUGAAAAAUCAAAAUCUGAAACUGAAUAUCGAAAAAAAUGUGAAAUGGCUAAAGCUCAUCUUGAAUCACUUCAACAAAAAGAAAAACAAUAUCGAGAACUCAUGAUUAAACUCACAGGCAACAGUGAAAAAAGAAUUGCAGAUCUUCAAGCAGCUCUCUUUCGUAUGAAACAACAGCAUGAAACAGCUCAAAAACGUAUACGUGAAGAAACUGAAUUAAAAAAUAAAAUUGAACAAGAACUUGUACGUGAACAACAACGUAUACAAGAAUUAACAAUUCAAAAUGAACAACAACAAAAAAUUUUAAAAUUAAAAACUGAAGGUCUUGUUGCUGCACAGCGAAAAUUACGUGGUGCUUCAAAUGAUGGAACAACAACAACAAAUUUUGAAAUGGAAAUGGAAAAAUUAAUAUCCGAACGAAAAGAAUUAGAAACAUUAAGAGAUGAUAUACAAAAACGUGAAGAACUUAUUCAAAAAAAAGAACUAUUACUUAAUGAAAAAACAGAACUUGAAGCAAAAAAAAUACGUUCAAGUCAAAUUUUAGAUAAGAGUUUAAAAAAUAAUGAUAAACAACAAUCAAAUCAUCAAAUCAUACGUGAACAAUUACUUCAACAAAAGCGUUUAUUUACUGAACGAUUAGAAGAACAAAAUGGUAUUUUGUCACCAACAGAUGAAAGACGUUUAAUUGAAAUUGAUGAAGCGAUUGAAGCAAUUGAUUUAGCUAUUGAUUAUCAAAAUAAUAUUAUUUCAAAACGAGAACGUGAUGUUCAACAAUCUAUUCGAGCUAGUCAGGGUUCUGAUUCUCCACUAUUCAAAAUUGGUCAAUUAAAUGAAAAUGAAUCGAGAGAACUAUGUCGUACAUUAUUUGAAAAAGUCAUUAAUCUCAAAGAAGAAGAUAAUAAAAACCGACGUGAUUAUGAAGAAAUUAAAUCUCAACUUCUUGAACAAACUGAAAUAAUUAAUGAUUUACAAUCACGUAUUCAAUCUUUAUCACUUGAUCAUGAUCGUCGUUUAACAUCUAUUCAACAACUACAUGAAGAAGAAAAACAAUUAUUACUUGAAAAGUUACAAGAAUCAUCAAAUCAAAUAAAACAACUUGAAAAAGAUUUAUAUUUUUAUAAACAUAAAACAAGAGAAUUACGUAAAUCAAUGGCAACAUCAAUAACAAAUGUUAAUGAUAUUACAACACAACGAACAGAAUCCAAUACAAAUGAAUAUGACCAACGAAAACCAAAAUCAGCUGUAGAACAGCAACAACCGGCACCGUUUCUUCUUAAAAUAGGUAACCGAAGCAAUUCAGCACAUCAAUCAUAA
Rotaria sp. Silwood2 is the source of this 3531-nucleotide messenger RNA. The record is from the annotation of a GenBank genome assembly. NCBI's taxonomy places the organism in Eukaryota, Metazoa, Rotifera, Eurotatoria, Philodinida, Philodinidae.